Molecule: messenger RNA, 1859 nt
Organism: Rhizophagus irregularis DAOM 181602=DAOM 197198
Lineage: Eukaryota; Fungi; Glomeromycota; Glomeromycetes; Glomerales; Glomeraceae
Biological process (GO): signal transduction; protein phosphorylation
Cellular component (GO): cytoplasm
Molecular function (GO): protein kinase activity; ATP binding
Source: RefSeq, a predicted model, not a curated record
AAAUUCUUAAUUCUUUAAAAAUUCAAAUUAUUUACUGUAAUAAAAAGUUCACUUUUCUUUUUCGUUAAUUAUAAGGUAAACAUUAUUUGAAAUGAAUGAAGAUUAUGGUGUGAUUUAUUCAAAUUAAUUAUUAUGGCAAAUAAUUUAUGGAAAGAGAUUGAUUUUGAUAAUUAUCAGUAUCAUGUUACAAUUUCUUCUAUUAAUUUAGAGGAAACUAUUGAAAAUAAAAAGAUAGUUAAAAUAGAAGAUUUGGAAAAAAGAAAAGAUGCGUAUGGAACGUGUGGAGAAUGUAACAGUCCUGGUACAGGAAGCAAAUGGUGUCGAACUUGUAAUGCUAAAAGAUUUAAAGAAAAUUUUAGUAAUUGGACUAGUGAACAUAAAGAAAUUGAUGAAUUAAUAAGAGAAUCACAGAUUAACGCUGUAUAUCAUAAGAAAUGUCUUGAGUGGAUACCUUUUGAAGAUUUUGAAGGGGUUACUCCUAAAGCCAAAGGUGGAUUUGGAGAAAUUUAUGAAGCCAAAUGGCCCAAAGGGUACAUUUGUUAUUGGGACAUUGAAAAUAAAGAAUGGAAUAGGAGAUCAAAUAUCAAAGUUGCAUUGAAGAAAUUAGAUGAUUUUUUUGAUAGGAUUACAGAAUUUUUAAAUGAGAUUAAAUCUCAUCUCGAUAUUUAUCUUACGGACGUUAUUCAAUGUUAUGGGAUAACUAAAAAUAAAGAUUCAGGAAAAUAUAUGAUGGUUUUACAAUUCUGUGAAAAUGGAAAUUUGAGAGAAUAUUUAAAUAAAUCUGAAAAUUAUUUAGAUUAUGAAUCAAAAAUUGAGCAUUUAUAUAUGAUCGCGAGAGGACUUUCUGAUAUUCAUAAUGCUGGAAAAGUUCAUAGAGACAUUCAUCCAGGAAAUAUAUUAUUUUGGAGCGCUUCAUAUAUAAGUGAUUUAGGAAUGUGUCAACGAGAAAAAGAUGGAAAACAAAAUGAAAUAUUUGGAGCAUUACGUUAUAUGGCGCCAGAAGUUUUACGAGGAAACAAAUAUACAAAGGCAGCAGAUAUUUACUCAUUUGGAAUAGUAAUGCAUGAAUUUAUAUCAGAAGAGAUUCCAUAUAAUAAAGCUACACAUGAUAAUAAAAUUAUUCAAGAUAAUAAAUUAUUAGCUUUAUCAAUAUGUGAUAAUGGGGUCAGACCAGAAAUUUCUGAAGAUAUACCAAAAUUACUUGUAGAUUUAAUUACAAAAUGUUGGGAUGGUAAAGCAGAAAAUCGACCAACUGCUAAAGAAUUAUGUCAAAAAUUAAAGAAAUUAGAUGAUGAAAUAAAAAACCAUGAAGAUGAAGAUAACGAAGAUAGUGAUAAUAAUGAACGUAAUAAGGACAACAAGGGUAAACAUAGCGGAAUUCGUUCUCAGAUUAAAGAAUGUGAAAAUUUUAGAAAAAAAGAAAAAAUCAAAUCAAAAAAUAAUUUAGAUCCAGAAGCUUAUAUUAGUAAAUCAUUAUCAGUUAUUUCAGAUUGUUUAAGUUGUAAAAUUUAAAGAAAAUUUCUUAAAGUGGUUCUGAUAGUGACCUAUUUAGCGUCGUAAUCCUGUUAUAUUUUUAUUUAUUUAUUUAUUUAUUUAUUAUUUAUUAUCCUUACUCAAAUUAGUCUAAGAUUGUAAAAUAAAAAAAAAUUAAUAUUAUUAUUAACGUUUCUAUCCUACCACCUAUUAAGAUUAUGCGUGAAAUUCUUAUUUACAGCUUUACAGCACCAAAAUUAUGAUGAACGUUCAUAUAGAUUAAUUUUAUAUUUCGGACUAAAAAAAAAGAAAUUAAUUUAGUUCUAAAUGGAUCUUCUAAUCAUCCGAAUCAUUAAUUCCGACUGACAUUAAAUAUUUCUGCCGGG